AUUAAAUUCAGGGGUGACGUCGAGAAUUAAUUUUUUUUUUUUUGGCCCCUUCUCCGAAUUAAGCCUUGUUGAUUUUUUUUUUCUUUUUCCUAAAAAAAAAAACCUUCCCUCCCCACUCUAAUUUCAUUAUAAUAAAAAAUAGACAUUUAGAGACAAAAUGGCUUCCUUAGCACGUACUUUUGCCUCUUCUCUUUCUAACCGCACUUUCCAUGCCGGAGCUGCUUCUGCACCUGCCAUGAAGAGAUUUUUCAGCGUUGGCACCAGCAACAAGGAAGAGGAAAAGAAGCAGAGAUCAGCCAGCGGUCUCUUGAACAGAUCUGUUAUUGAUGUAUUAAUUGUGUCCUCUCAUUCCCCUUUGAUAGCUGUUUCUUCUCAAACCAGUAUGCAAAUGCGUCACAACACCACCAACAUUCCUGAUUUUUCCAAGUACAAAAAGACCAAGAGCAGUGGUGAAGCCAGCCGUAACUUUGCAUACAUGGUUGUUGGUACCACCGGUUUAUUGAGUGCUGCCGGUGCUCAAGCUACUGUGACCGAUUUCUUGGCCAAUAUGUCUGCCUCUGCCGAUGUUUUAGCUUUGGCCAAGGCCGAAGUUGAAUUGUCUGCCAUUCCCGAAGGUAAGAAUGUGACCAUCAAGUGGAGAGGAAAGCCUGUUUUCAUUCGUCAUCGUACCCAGUCCGAAAUUGCUGAAGCCAACGACAUUCAAAUCUCCUCUUUGCGUGAUCCUCAAACUGAUGCUGAACGUGUCAAGGAUCCCAAGUGGCUCGUCAUGUUGGGUGUUUGUACUCAUUUGGGUUGUGUUCCUAUUGGUGAAGCUGGUGAUUUCGGUGGAUGGUAUUGUCCCUGUCACGGUUCUCAUUAUGAUAUUUCCGGUCGUAUUCGUCAAGGACCUGCUCCUCUUAACCUCGAAAUUCCUGAAUACAACUUCCAAGAUGAUAAGCUUAUCAUUGGUUAAGCAUUUCUCUUAUUUCCUAUACACCAUCAACAAAAUCAACACUAUACAGUCAUUUUAUUCUUAUUAUAAAAAAAAACAGGAUAUUUAUACAUCAAGCAAUAUUUAUUACUUUCUUUUUUUUUUGAUUUUGAUUUUGGCACAUGUAGUGGGAUAAAUACAGAUCUACAAAGCAUCAUGCGUUAUCGUGAAAAUAAUAACCUAACCCCCUCCUCCAAAAAUGAUGACAAAACGCAUUUCAAAUCCCCGAUUUAAACCAUGCUUUUUUUUAGAUAACUAUUUUAAAUUUAAUUGC
Molecule: messenger RNA, 1244 nt
Organism: Mucor mucedo
Lineage: Eukaryota; Fungi; Mucoromycota; Mucoromycetes; Mucorales; Mucoraceae
Product: Rieske Fe-S protein
Exons: 4
Coding region: 158-952 (264 amino acids)
Biological process (GO): mitochondrial electron transport, ubiquinol to cytochrome c
Cellular component (GO): membrane
Molecular function (GO): quinol-cytochrome-c reductase activity; 2 iron, 2 sulfur cluster binding
Source: RefSeq, a predicted model, not a curated record